Prosopis cineraria is the source of this 605-nucleotide messenger RNA. RefSeq lists its product as uncharacterized. Lineage: Eukaryota; Viridiplantae; Streptophyta; Magnoliopsida; Fabales; Fabaceae. Gene Ontology annotation, cellular component: VCP-NPL4-UFD1 AAA ATPase complex. Gene Ontology annotation, molecular function: polyubiquitin modification-dependent protein binding. The record is from RefSeq and is a predicted model, not a curated record.
UUAUGGUUCCUGUUAUUCUGUUUUAUGUCUGAUUUUUGAUUGUAUUAGUUCCCCAUAGUUUCGACGUUAUGCGCCAUUUGUCACGGGGUUGUUGUCUAGAGAGCAGAGGACCCCCGACUUAAUUUCAAAGUUUAUUUAUUUUUUUUUAAAGCCUGGUCAGUUCUUUUGUGGGUGUUGCCUCUCCUUGAUUUUAGCAGCGGAAAUAACGCAUUAGUGGACUGUAAAAGGAGCUUGGACACUAGAUCAACUGCUGUGAAAUUUUCUCUAUAUAAUUAAAGAUGUUUUUCGAGGGAUAUGGUUAUCAUGGAACGUCUUUUGAGCAGACUUAUCGAUGUUACCCUGCAUCUUUCAUCGAAAAGCCCCAGAUUGAGAGUGGUGAUAAAAUUAUCAUGCCUCCUUGCCUUGACCGUCUAGCAUCUUUGCAUAUUGAUUAUCCAAUGUUGUUUGAGCUUCGGAAUGAUGCUGCUGAGAGAGUUUCUCAUUGUGGGGUUUUGGAGUUCAUUGCAGAGGAAGGCAUGAUUUAUAUGCCAUACUGGAUGAUGGAGAACAUGCUUUUACAAGAGGGAGACAUUGUUAGAGUGAAGAAUGUGACACUACCAAAGGGG